This is a messenger RNA of Pseudoliparis swirei, 3441 nucleotides long. Its product is annotated as protein-lysine methyltransferase METTL21C. Gene Ontology annotation, biological process: peptidyl-lysine methylation. The record is from RefSeq and is a predicted model, not a curated record. Bases 191 to 1078 code for a protein of 295 amino acids. The transcript has 5 exons. Gene Ontology annotation, cellular component: cytosol; cytoplasm. Lineage: Eukaryota; Metazoa; Chordata; Actinopteri; Perciformes; Liparidae. Gene Ontology annotation, molecular function: protein-lysine N-methyltransferase activity.
UUGAGAAAAAAAUUAUAACAUCUUGUAUAAUCUUGUUUAUAUCAUGUAUAAAUCCUGUAUUAAUAAUAAUAAUAAUAAUGUCACUAUUGUAUCAAGAAGCAAGAUAACUUAGUUAAGAAGAAAAAAAUAUAGCAUAAAAAAUGUAAUUGAAGCUCAAACUCUAAUCAUUUUAAGUCCAACACCAUACAGGAUGGACACUUUGCCCACACACCUUUUCGGGGUAAGCCAUGAUAUAAGAAGCGGAGAGGAAGUCGUGGAGGAUGAAGAGGAGGAGGAGGAGGAGGAGGAGCAAGGGGAAAAUGGGGGUGAAAAAGAUAAAGUGGAAGAAAAAGAGGAGUCAGCCGCUCAGAAGCAACAGAGACCAGCCUGGGCUCCGAGUUUCUACUACAGAGCCGAUAAGGAGGUGUACUAUUACGCCGGGCAGGAGAUUGUCAUCGGAGGGGCUCUUGACUCCUAUGCAGGCAUGGUAUGGCCGGCGGCUCUGGCUCUCUGUCACUACUUGGACACUCAACGUGAACAGCUAAGUCUUGUGGACAAGGCGGUCCUGGAGAUCGGAGCAGGAACUGGCCUCAUGUCUGUUGUAGCGGCGCUCCUCGGAGCGUCAGUCACAGCCACAGACCUGCCUGAGGUGUUGGGCAACCUCCGGGCCAACGUGAUGAGGAACACCAGGGAGUGCUGCAGAUGCACUCCCCAGGUGGCAGCUCUGUCCUGGGGGCAUGACCUGGAGAGCACCUUCCCUACAUCCGCAUUCCGGUACGACUACGUGCUGGCAGCUGACGUGGUCUACCAUCACCACUUCCUGGACGAGCUCCUGGUCACCAUGAAGCAUUUCUGCAAACCAGGAACGACUUUGAUCUGGGCCAACAAGUUUGUACUCCUGUCUGAGUCGUGCUUUUGGGUGCACGCUAACAGCACCGUGACAUUACAAUCUGGCCAAAUCAUGGCCCCAGCACACCCGCCUGCAGCAAGUCGGUUUGAGAGGAUCGAGGAGGUCCUCCAGCAAGAGCGGACGCAGAUGGUCAGCUUCGCCGAGGAAACACGGCAGACUAUGGCGGCGAUGGUUAACCAGAUACAGUAACUAUCUACAGCCCUGACCCAGCGCGGAGCCUCGCCAUCGUCUCCUGCUUCUCCGCCUUCUGCCUCUCUGGCUCCUGUCUCACCGCCACCUGCGCCAAGACCCGAGCCUCACGUGGGAACCCCGGAGCGCUAUGCUGGAGAACCUGAGGGCUGCAACCCAUUCGUCACAAACUGCUCCAUCCUGUUCUCCCUGCAGCCCCACACCUUUGCCGCGGAGGAGGCUAAGGUAGCCUUCACCAUAAACCACUUGACUGGUAGAGUGAGACUGUGGGGCACCGCUGAAUGGGAGAGACAGACGCCAGCCUGCACUUCGUUCCUGCUGUUUUCGGCGGAGCUUUGCAAGGUAUUCGGGGAGGUCUCCAGGGGUCCAGAUCCAAGCGGGGGACUGGCGGAACUGUGCCAGGGGGACCGAACUGUGGCAGAUUAUGCCCUUGAGUUCCGUACGAGAGCACGCCUGAGCAACUGGAAUGAGGCCGCUCAGUAUGAGGUGUUCUUGACUGGACUAGCGGAUUAUGUCAAGGAUGAACUCAUCUCUUUUGAUUUGUCUGCCAACUUGGAUGGCUUAAUAGAACUGACUUCCCGAGUGGACAGACGCAUCCAGGCAAGGCGACAGGAGCGACGCAGGGGGGAUACAGAUCAUCGCGUUUUCGCUCGACGGCGAGCUGCUCCAGCAGCUAUCAGCAUCACCCCCAGGCCUCAACCAGGGGAGGUCGAACCCAUGGAGGUCGGGCGCACCAGUCUUACCCGUGAGGAGCGGGAGCGUCGUCGUCGGGGAGGUCUUUGCCUGUACUGUGGCCAGGUGGGCCACUUCGUAUCCCGGUGUCCAGUAAAGGGGCGUGGCUCACCCGUAGCAGGAGAGGUACUGGUGAGCGGAACCACAAGACUCUCUCCCAAUCAAAGGCCCCUCUUUCACGCCCAACUGCUGCUCGCAAACGGGCCACAGACUCUCGCUACAUUCAUUGACUCUGGUGCUGACGACAGCUUCAUUGACGAGGACCUAGUUCGUCAGCUGGGGAUCAAGCAGUUACCGCUUCCAUGGCCUGUUCCGGUCAACGCCCUGGAUGGCCACCUACUGGGGAGAGUGACUCACCAGACCACGCCACUCCGUAUGCUCCUGUCCGGGAAGCACCAUGAGACCAUUCGGUUUCUUAUCCUGCGGUCACCCAAGCAUCCACUAAUCCUGGGGCAUCCCUGGCUCCGCCGCCACAACCCCCACAUUGACUGGGCCACGGGAGCCAUCCUGGGUUGGAGUGCAUCUUGUGACCUGAUCUGCCUGAAACAGGCUGCUGCACCUCAGCAGUCAGUUUGCCCCAGCUCUGCAUUGGACCUGUCAGGAGUACCUACGGAAUACCAUGACUAUAGGGAGGUAUUCAGUAAGGUCAAGGCCUCAUGUCUGCUGCCACAUCGACCAUAUGACUGCGCCAUUAACCUGCAACCAGGCACCACCCCACCCAGGGGCCCCCUGUAUUCCUUAUCUGCCCCUGAGAGAGAAGCCAUGGAGGCAUACAUCAGUUCCUCUCUAGCUGCUGGGCCCAUCCGUCCCUCUUCUUCACCUGCAGGGGCGGGGUUCUUCUUCGUAGGGAAGAAAGACAAGUCACUUAGGCCUUGCAUUGACUACAGGGGACUCAAUAACAUUCACCAUGUCCAAGCAGUCCUUCAACGUCUUCUGAGGAAUUCUCUGUUCGUUAAGGCAGAGAAGUGUGAAUUCCACGCCUCUUGUUUCCUUCCUGGGUUAUAUCGUGGGACAGGUGAUCGUGCAGAUGGACCCUGCCAAGGUGGAGGCAGUAACGGCCUGGCCCAUCCCUGACUCGCGUAAGCAGCUGCAAUGAUUCCUGGGGUUUGCCAACUUCUAUCGGAGGUUUAUCCGCGGUUAUAGCACCGUAGCUUCCCCACUCAAAGCCCUCACCUCAUCUAAGGUCCAGUUCCGGUGGUCUCCCUCGGUGGAGGCGGCCUCCCAGGGACUUAAGGUCAGGUUUACCUCCGCUCCUAUCCGCCAAGUUCCUGACCCCAAGCGACAGUUUGUUGUUGAGGUGGAUGCCUCAGAUGUGGGAGUGGGGGCCAUCCUUUCUCAGCAGGCUGCCAGCGACCAGAAGCUCCACCUAUGUGCCUUCUUCUCUAGGCGGCUCUCUCCUGCUGAGAGGAACUAUGAUGUUGGUAACCGAGAGCUGCUGGCCCUUGAAGAGUGGCGCCACUGGCUUGAGGGGAGCAGUCUGCCAUUUUUGUGUUGGACUGAUCACAAGAAUCUCGAGUACAUUCAGUCCGCCAAGAGGCUAAACUCUCGGCAAGCCAGAUGGUCUCUGUUUUUUACCCGGUUUAACUUUCCCUCUGUUACAGGCCUGGUACCCGUAACGUCAAGCCAGACGC